AUGACUGACGCCCUGGAUAAAGAGCCGGCGACGGUACUACCCCCGAAUACGCCUACUGGCCACGGCCGCGUCUCACCCAACCAAGAAAGGUCAGGUAAACGGAGGAAGGUUCGCAAAGGGACGCGAUCUUGCUGGGAGUGCAAACGACGGAAGAUCAGAUGCACAUUUGCAUCGUCCGAGGAUGUCACUUGCAUUUGCUGCCAGCGCCGGCGUGCACCUUGUGUUAGCCAGGAGAUGCCGGAAAAUCUGUCUGCGGCAAGAAAAGGGAACCAGCAUCUCAGCGAACGCAUCGCAAGAGCUGAGGACUUCAUCAAGGGCUUCCUUGCUAGCAAAGACGUGGAGUCGACGGGCCAGACUCCAAGAGGGUUACGGCAAGACAAGCGUUCGAACUCUGACGCUCUAAAGACUCGCUCAAAUGAAUUAGCGCUCUCAUCAAAUCGACCUCCUCCCACCCCGACAGAGCUUCUUGGAGGAUCGGCUCCAAAUUCAUCACACCUCAUACCGGACUUGUGUGGAAUAUCGGGUCAAGGAACAGCUCGUGACCACUUAUUUGCAGCCUUUCCAAGCGAAGAGGAUGCCACAAUUUUGCUCAGAGAGAGCUCAAAAGUGUCGCAUUACCUCUAUGUCAUCAACACUCAGCCGCAUAGCAUGCUGACCCACGAGACGCUUGCGACCCCACGCUCUAUAGGCGAACUUCCUGAUCCGAACACCCAUCCGGUCAUGUUGGCCAGACGUAUGCUCUUAUUUGCAAUCACUCUACAAAUUCAGGGUGGGGAAAACCCCCUCGGCCUUUCGGAACCACGAAGCGUGCUCAUGCGUCGCUUGAUGACGGCUGCUACAACAUGGGUCACGACCAAGGAGGCGAUGCACGAAACCAUCGAGAGUCUGAUUUGCAUCAUCCUAGAGGGCGUAUUCGAGAUGAAUAGUGGCAACCUUCGACGGGCUUGGGUGGUGUAUUGCAGAGCAAUAACAGUCGCCCAGUUGAUGGGCCUGCACCGUUCUCCUAUGCCACCACUGAGACGCAUCGACCCAGAGCUUGAAGCUAAGCCAGAAUUUAUGUGGUUCCGUAUCGUUUAUGUGGAUCGUUAUCUAAGCUUGCUGCUUGGUCUACCUCAGGGUACAGAUGAUAAAAGUAUGGGAGCGAUGUCGGUGUUGCGGAACGAACCACCGUUAGGCAGAUUCGAACGACUACUCACAGUAAUUGCAUCUCGCAUCUUGGAACGCAACGAAAGUGCCUUUGCGCCGACCGAAAUCACGACUACGCAAUCCCUCGACUCUGAGCUAUUGAGAGUGUCGGAGGGCAUGCCAGCAAGCUUUUGGCGUCCGGCGAAUUUUCAAAACAUCACACCAGGAUCUCCGGAUGCCCUCUUGGAGACAGUACGCCUGGCAGCCCAGGUCUACUAUUAUGGCCUGUUGAUCCAGCUCCAUCUACCGUAUAUGAUACCAAUAGGCGACAAUCCCGAGCAUGAGUACUCCAAAAUGACUUGCGUCAAUGCUAGCCGGGAGACAAUGACACGCUUCAUUGCUCACCGAAGCUUUAACCCCAUGUCAUCUUGCUCGCGGCCCGUAGACUUCUUUACCCUCUUAGCAGCAAUAACGCUCCUGCUUGUUCAUCUCGACGCUCAUCAUCAUCCAGGAGCGAUCAACUUCCUGGCCCAUCAGCGCUUGAGCGACCGCGCUAUGCUAGAUCAAGCCCUGGAGAGAAUGGACAUAAUCAGCAACGUGAACAAGGAAGUCAUAGCCGAAAACAGUGCCAAAUUGAUUCGACAGUUACUCGACAUCGAAGCAGACGCAGCUGAAGGAAAUAGUUACGCCACCAGGAGCGUAAGAGGAGAGGACGAUAUGCAGGGGGGCAAGAAAGAAGGCGAAGAGCUCCGCUUGCGUAUCCCAUACCUUGGCGUCAUCAAAAUUGCUCGCGAGGGUCCUAUCUCUCGAGAGCCGUUGCUUGGCAAUGCGCCCUCUCGGUUGCAUCAGACUUCCCAGGGUGAAUCCCCACAGAGAGAAUCGUUCGUCGCAUGGAACGAUGCAUUCGCAACACUAGCUUAUGCGCCGUCUACGAAUGAACCACCGCUUAGCCAUCUGCACGGCGUGACCCAGGGCUCUGAGCAGUCCAUGCUGCAAUAUCCCAGCUCUAGCCACGACUUGAUCGCUCUGCAGCCGCAUCGGGAACUUCCCCCAUCGCGACUGACGUAA
Messenger RNA from Penicillium riverlandense, 2193 nucleotides. RefSeq lists its product as uncharacterized. The record is from RefSeq and is a predicted model, not a curated record. Gene Ontology annotation, biological process: regulation of DNA-templated transcription; DNA-templated transcription. NCBI's taxonomy places the organism in Eukaryota, Fungi, Ascomycota, Eurotiomycetes, Eurotiales, Aspergillaceae. Bases 1 to 2193 code for a protein of 730 amino acids. The transcript is spliced from 2 exons. Gene Ontology annotation, molecular function: zinc ion binding; DNA binding; DNA-binding transcription factor activity, RNA polymerase II-specific.